Molecule: messenger RNA, 9193 nt
Organism: Dromaius novaehollandiae (emu)
Lineage: Eukaryota; Metazoa; Chordata; Aves; Casuariiformes; Dromaiidae
Gene: ADAMTS6
Product: ADAM metallopeptidase with thrombospondin type 1 motif 6
Exons: 25
Coding region: 2459-5818 (1119 amino acids)
Biological process (GO): extracellular matrix organization; proteolysis
Cellular component (GO): extracellular matrix
Molecular function (GO): metalloendopeptidase activity
Source: RefSeq, a predicted model, not a curated record
GGAGCAGCACCUCUGCUGAUGCUGCCUCUGGUUUGGGGGUUAUUUGCCCCUUAGCAGCUUGCUGCGAUAAAGCUUCAGCUCCCCUAUACUAAAACUCGAGGGACAGUAGAGUUGCCCAAGGCUCCUAACCUGCGUCCCUUUGCUACGUGGAGAGUAUCAAGGCGACUGGUCUGAACGGUUUGGUUAGCUGCUGCUGCCAGAUAAUCCACGCUGUGUCCCAGAGUCUUGUUGCAUGUGUUUAGAGCCUUUUUUUCUCCUUGUUGCUGUUCAGGCAGUAGGAAGCCUAUGGUGCCGGUGAAAGAUUGCCGCUCUAUCCUUUGUGCUGCCACAGAAACUCCGAUGCAGGGCACCGUUUUUGCCCUCCACGUUACGGAUUUUGGAGCACCUCGUGUAGUUUUUCUUUGCUACUCCAGCAGAGCAUUUAGAAUGGGGCAGAAACUAUAGCUUUGGGUAAAUGUCAAGGAAACAGAGCCAUACCCUCUGUUACCUUCAAUAAACACGUAGUUUUGGCACUAGGUGGAGGAAACGCCUUUUGUCGUAAGUUUAGCGCUGAUAAAAGGUACCAUCUUGACCAUAAUCAGAACUGAAAUGCUGAACACUUAUAAGUAAAGAUAGAAAGGAAGUAUGGACAGGGUAUAGACAGUGGAAGCUUUAUGUUCCUACCCAACUUCAUACUGGAAGUACUGUAUCUGGAGUUACGCAAGUGCUUUAUCCUUCACAUCCUUUACUAGUGCUCUGAAUUAAGGAAUAGUAACAGCUACGAGUGGUCUAUUGGUGUUCAGGCUGCCUACGAUACUUUCGGAAGGGAGUUUAAAAAUUCCAUUGAAACUUCUAGCAAGCUUAACAUUAAAGGGGAUUUUGUUGUGUAAGUGCUUUAAAGCGUAGAAUGAGGGAAACCAUUUCACACAGAUCCCUGAGAAGAUGGGGAUGACUUUUGGGCACUCUUGAUCAAGGCUUAAAAUGGGCCAGUGAUGCCCACAGUUACUUCCAAUAUUCUGAGCUACCAGCUUCUUCAGGUGCUACAGCUUCAGGAGAUCUUAAUGUUAGGAUAAUUUAUUAUCAGUGUAACAUGAGCUCCCCAUUAUGUUUUUUUUUUUGGCUAAGUAAAAGCUGUGAGGCAAUGUUACCUCUAUAUAUGGCAUUAAUGAGUCAUUACUGGAAUAUUGUGUCCAAUUCUGGUGUCUGUGCAUGAAAAAAGAUGCUGACAAAUUGGAAAGGAUUCAGAAAAAAAGCUGCAGAAAUAAUUAGACAUCUGGAACUGUAUUGUACAGAGUGAGGUAGACUGAAUAGAUUGAGUUGCUUAUCAGAGAGUCAAGAGGUGGUUGUAUCAGAUUAUAACUAUGCAUUAUAACUAACCGCAUUAGCAGACAGAGGUAAAGCAAGAUGUAGUGACUGGAAUUUGAAGCUGGACAUACUCAAAUUGGAAAUAAGGCACAUUCUUUAAUAUGCUAAUUUAGCAUAAGAGUAUGAGAUUGGUUAUGUCUCUUCAGAAAUUAAAAUAAACAUUGGCAAUCUGUUUAAAAGCUAUAGUUAAAUAUUAGCCAGAUAAUAAAGGCAUUAGUUAAAGGCCAAGUUAGAGAUUUUAUUAAUACCCUUUGGGGCCUUGCUGUAAGUGAAUGGCAUCACUAAAUCCUACUGCUUCCUCAGGAAAAAAAAUGUUACUAAGCCCAAGCCAUGCUUACAAAAUAUUUAUUUCCUCUACAUACCUAGUUAAAUCCUGUAUACUAUCUUGAAAGUUAUCUAAAAAGCAAAUAUUGGAAUGAUCAGAUUAACCUCAUGUGCAUAGUAAUAAUAAGAUGCAUUUUAAAUCGGGAAGUUCACUAUGAUGUUAGUAAAUAAGAUUUGCUUCAUGUUGAUUUUAUUGAGAUGAAUUUGAUAUAGAAGUUGAACAGUUCUGCAUAUUACAAAUCUUUAACCUUAACAAACAACCCACUGACUGUAGGGGUAUUAUGUGUCUGAAUGAAUGUUGUAAAUUCACCUUGCUAAAAUUGUGAGAGUACCUUAUCUGGUGCAUGUAAGUAACUUUGUAUGUUGUUGGUCAUUUCUUUUUAAACAGUUUGCCCUUCUCAGGUGUUCUGUUUUGACAUCCUCUGUCUCUGUAGAAGCUGCUCUAGGCACAGGUGUGCUGGGAGUGUAUUAAGAGGACUGAUUAGUACCAGCUGAUGUAACACCUGGGAAAGAAAUGGAGAAAAUUCACUAACUGCCAAGUCUAACGUCUUACAGAUAACUUAAGGAAUUUUACAAAUGCUUAUUUUUGCGUUGAGAAAAUGACUGCUGAUAUAGAAGAAAGUAUAGGUUGUUGGAAAAGAAUACCUGUCAAAAAGUGGAACGUCCAAUAGUUAAUUUGGGAGUAAUAUAAAUGUACUUGUUAUGGUGCGAUUCUGGAGUGGAGUUAACUCUAUAGCACACAGGUAGCCCUCCAAGGAGAAGAAAAAAAAGCUUUCAGUUUUUCUAAAUUAUGGAAGUUUUUUGGAAGACGUGGACAUGGAUUUUGAGCCUAGUCGUUGUUUCAUCGGAAUUUCACAGUGACAGCAGGCUUUUGUAUAGUUCUCAAGAGGAAUUCCUGUCUUACCUUGAACACUACCAGCUAACAAUCCCAAUAAGGGUUGAUCAGAAUGGAGCCUUCCUCAGCUUUACUGUGAAAAAUGCUAAACCCUCAAGGAGGAGGAGGAGCACAGACCCUUAUGAUCAAGAACUGGCAGCAUCUAAAUUAUUUUUUAAACUUUCUGCCUAUGGCAAGCACUUUCAUUUAAACCUGACUCUCAACACAGAUUUGGUAUCCAGACAUUUUACAGUAGAAUACUGGGGGAAAGAUGGACCUCAAUGGAAGCACGAUUUUUUAGACCACUGUCAUUACACAGGAUAUUUGCAAGACCAACAUAGUACAACUAAAGUGGCCUUAAGCAACUGCAAUGGUCUGCAUGGAGUUAUUGCUACAGAAGAUGAAGAUUAUUUUAUAGAGCCUUUGAGGAAUGUAACAAAAAAUUCCAGUAACUUCAGUUAUGAAAAUGGUCAUCCUCACGUUAUUUACAAAAAGUCUACCAUGCGCCAGCAGCAUCUCUAUGAUCAUGGUCGCUGUGGAGUCUCAGAAGACCUCACAAGAAGCAGUAAGCCUUGGUGGAUGAGUGAUGCAUCUGCUUUUCCAACUUCACUUCCAGUCAAUGACACAUUAAGUAGUCACAGUCGGCAGAAGAGAUCAGUAAGCCUUGAACGGUUUGUGGAGACGCUGGUAGUAGCAGACAAAAUGAUGGUGGGAUACCACGGUCGCAAAGACAUUGAGCAUUACAUUUUGAGUGUAAUGAAUAUUGUUGCCAAACUUUAUCGUGAUUCCAGUCUAGGAAACGUUGUGAAUAUUAUAGUGACUCGUUUAAUUGUCCUCACUGAAGAUCAGCCAAACUUGGAGAUAAACCACCAUGCAGACAAGUCCCUCGAUAGCUUCUGUAAGUGGCAGAAAUCCAUUCUCUCCCACCAAAGUGAUGGAAACACCAUUCCAGAAAAUGGGAUUGCCCACCAUGAUAAUGCGGUUCUUAUUACUAGGUACGAUAUCUGCACUUACAAAAACAAGCCUUGCGGAACACUGGGCUUGGCCUCUGUGGCUGGAAUGUGUGAGCCUGAAAGGAGCUGCAGCAUUAAUGAAGACAUUGGCCUAGGUUCAGCUUUUACCAUUGCACAUGAGAUUGGUCACAAUUUUGGUAUGAAUCAUGAUGGAAUUGGAAAUUCCUGUGGGACCAAAGGUCAUGAAGCAGCAAAGCUAAUGGCAGCUCAUAUUACAGCAAACACCAACCCUUUCUCUUGGUCAGCCUGCAGUCGGGAUUACAUCACCAGUUUUUUGGAUUCAGGCCGUGGUACUUGCCUUGAUAAUGAGCCUCCCAAGCGUGACUUUCUUUAUCCAGCUGUGGCCCCAGGUCAGGUGUAUGAUGCUGAUGAACAGUGUCGCUUCCAGUAUGGAGCAACAUCCCGCCAAUGUAAAUAUGGGGAAGUGUGUAGAGAGCUCUGGUGCCUCAGCAAAAGUAACCGCUGUGUUACCAACAGCAUUCCAGCAGCUGAAGGUACUCUUUGCCAAACAGGGAGCAUAGAAAAGGGGUGGUGUUAUCAGGGAGAGUGCGUACCUUUUGGCACUUGGCCCCAGAGCAUAGAUGGGGGUUGGGGUCCAUGGUCAAUAUGGGGAGAGUGCAGCAGGACCUGCGGGGGAGGAGUCUCCUCGUCUAUAAGACACUGUGACAGUCCAGCGCCUUCAGGAGGAGGAAAAUAUUGCCUUGGAGAAAGGAAACGGUAUCGCUCCUGUAAUACUGAUCCGUGUCCUUCAGGGGCCCGCGAUUUUCGAGAAAAACAAUGUGCAGACUUUGAUAAUAUGCCUUUCCGAGGAAAGUACUAUAACUGGAAACCCUACACUGGAGGUGGGGUUAAACCAUGUGCAUUAAACUGCUUGGCUGAAGGUUAUAAUUUUUACACUGAACGUGCUCCUGCAGUAAUAGAUGGGACUCAGUGCAAUGCUGAUUCACUGGAUAUCUGUAUAAAUGGAGAAUGCAAGCAUGUAGGUUGUGAUAACAUUUUGGGGUCUGAUGCAAAGGAAGAUAGAUGUCGUGUUUGUGGAGGAGAUGGGAGUACAUGUGAAGCCAUUGAAGGUUUCUUCAAUGAUUCAUUGCCCAGAGGAGGCUAUAUGGAAGUGAUUCAAAUUCCAAGAGGUUCUGUGCACAUUGAAAUAAAAGAAGUGGCAAUGUCGAAGAACUACAUUGCUUUAAAAUCUGAAGAGGAUGACUACUAUAUUAAUGGUGCCUGGACUAUUGACUGGCCAAGAAAGUUUGAUGUUGCUGGAACAGCUUUCCAUUACAAGAGACCAACAGAUGAACCUGAGUCUUUGGAAGCCCUAGGCCCUACAUCAGAAAAUCUCAUAGUCAUGAUUCUGCUACAGGAACAAAAUUUGGGUAUAAGGUAUAAAUUCAAUGUUCCCAUCUCUCGCACUGGCAGUGGAGACAAUGAAGUUGGCUUUGCAUGGAAUCAUCUGCCUUGGUCAGAAUGUUCUGCCACUUGUGCUGGAGGUGUGCAGAAACAAGAGGUGGUGUGUAAAAGGCUGGAUGACAACUCCAUUGUGCAGAACAAUUACUGUGAUCCAGACAGUAAGCCUCCAGAAAACCAAAGAGCCUGCAACACUGAGCCUUGUCCACCUGAAUGGUUUAUAGGAGAUUGGUCAGAAUGCAGUAAGACCUGUGAUGGAGGAGUGCGUUCACGAACAGUUCUCUGUAUCAGAAAGAUUGGACCUUCUGAGGAAGAGACACUGGAAAAUACCAACUGUCUAACGCACCGGCCUAUUGAAAAGGAGCCCUGUAACAAUCAGUCCUGUCCCCCCCAGUGGGUUGCUUUGGACUGGUCAGAAUGCACGCCAAAGUGUGGUCCAGGAUUUAAGCACCGAAUUGUUCUGUGCAAAAGCAGCGAUCUUCUAAAAACUUUUCCAGCUGCUCAAUGCCAAGAAGAAAGCAAACCUCCAGUCCGCAUCCGCUGUAGUUUAGGUCGAUGUCCUCCUCCUCGCUGGGUUACUGGAGACUGGGGACAGUGUUCUGCACAGUGUGGUCUUGGGCAACAGAUGCGAACAGUACAGUGCCUCUCAUAUACCGGACAAGCAUCCAGUGAGUGUCCAGAAACACUUAGACCUCCAUCAAUGCAACAGUGUGAAAGCAAAUGUGACAGUACUCCCAUUUCCAACACAGAAGAGUGCAAAGAUGUGAACAAAGUGGCAUAUUGCCCACUGGUGCUGAAGUUCAAGUUCUGCAGUCGAGCAUACUUCAGACAGAUGUGCUGCAAGACCUGCCAAGGACACUGACCGACAGAAAGCAUGAGAAUGUGCCUUGUUAUUAUCAUUGUGGAAAAGUGUCCAUCGAAGAGAGCCACACAGCGGAAUGAGAUUGACGUCCUUGCAAACGCAUUACCCUGUGGAAAACGUAACCACUGGUCAGCCCCAGCUGACAGGAUUUCAAUAUUAUUUUAACUUCUGUGAAGUGGGAUUUAUUCAUCCAAAGUGCUGGACACAGUAUGAGGAGGGCAUGCCAAAUUGGAAAGAUCCACACAACACAUAUAGAAUAGCUUACUGUGGAACAUUUGUGUUCUUUUGACUAAAUUCAAUAGUCUGUUUACCUCCUUGGACCAUUAAAAUAAUUUUUAUUAUGGACUUAGCAAUGACACUGAAUCCAUUUGUAUUUAAAACUGUUUAAAAUGUAGCUGUUAUGACUUGGUCUACUAUGGAAGUAAAGAAGAAUCAAAAAAAUGUUAAGUCAUAGCUUUAAAAUGUUAACUAUUUUAUCUCACGACACAGCACCACAAUUUAAAUUAUAAAAUGAGUUUGGAAAUGUUAUUUAAGGAGCAGAAAUAAAAAUAUUGUAUUUUUCCUUCAUUCCACCUAAUUCCCUUUGGAGUAAUCCAUAUUUCCUGAACACUGCUGUGAGCCAUAUAUAAAGCUAUACUAAAUAGAACAACCAUGAGGGACUUAGUUUUAAGAGGUGCAACAGUUAUUGCAGUGGUGCAUGAAAUACAAGUGUGCUAUGAAGUGAAAUGAAAUCUGUGUUGCAGGUUUAUAGCCAUCUUGCCAUUGUACAAGUGAAGCUGAGAUUUCCACUAAAAGGGAAAAUAUUUCAAUAUUACAGAGGAGGCAGGCUCCAAUAGUGGUGAAGACUGUAUUGUCAAGUCUUUCACUAUCACUGUACUGGUUGCCUAAAACUUAACACUUCGACUCCAGCUCACUUUUGUUUACAUCACUAGCCACGAAGAAGAAACAGCUCUGUGGGCAUCUAGUUCUGUUUUACAUGUUACUUUUGACUUUCCAACACCAAGGACUUCCAGUGCAAAAGAAAAGCCUACUAUGUAAUAACAACAAGCCUUUGCAAAAUUUGCUAAAAGUUAAAAUGGAUUCCAGAUGUUCCCAUCUUUGAUACUGUAGUGGGAGGGCAUUUGUUUGUAAGAACGAAUAUGUGAAUGUGCAGUUCAGGAAACCGCAACAGAGUGGAUAAGGAUUACAACCAAAGAAUAAAAGACUUGUGGAGAUAUCUAGGUUCUGUUCAAAUAAAAGGUCAAAAGUGUGCCUGACCCAAGAGGCCUGUUGGACUGGCAGGAGUAAGGCACACUGGAAUAGGUAUGGCUGGAGUGAAGUCUGGCCACCUUGACCUAAAUGACCAGGUAUAUGUAUAAAGCUGGAUCUUAUAUAAAGCUAGGGGCGGCUUUCAGUGUGAGACUGGAGCAAACUCAUGCCUCUGGAUUUGUAGUUAGAUGCCGUAACUGCUCUGCUGCCAUACUCCACUUAUUUCAUAUUACCAUAUUUUUAAUGUUCACCAAAUAUUUCGCAUUUAAAUGUGAAACCAAACUACUUAGGCAAGUCACAUUCAAGAAUCUAGCAUAAAAAGUUAAAUGUCAUGCUCCUCUUCCCCUUCACUUCUCAAUAACAGACUCAACAAGGAGAUAAGGAAAGUGGGUACUUGUUUAUAUUAAUAUAUUGUACUUGAACACUUGCAGUUUGCAGCAGGUACUUGAUGAAUGUGCUUUUGUGUCCAACUAUGCCUCCUUUGUUGUAGUGCAAUUAAAAUUAUGUGAACAGUAACUUGUGUUAAAAAUUCUAACUCAAAUAGCACUUUCUUAAAAGAAAAAGUACUCUCAGUGAAAAAAAAAUGUUCAGAAAACCAUGUGAGAUUGAAGUGUAUCAAUGUAUUUAACCAAUAACAAGCCAAAUGUGUUGCACACUAUUUACUAAUGUGAAUUAACAUGGAAAAAUGGAUAUUUUUAACAGGACUUGUACUAUGAAUCCCCCUCAGCAUAUUGACAAUCUGUAUAUGGGGUUUUGUGUAGCCCUCGUGUUCAUGAUCAUCAAAUUCCAGUCAUCUGCUACCUCUUGCUAGUGUUUUCACUUCCUUACACCUGUGACCAGUGGAAUUCAUUUUUGGUUGGCUUGCAUAUAUUCAUAUAUGCUUAUCUGCUGAUCUCAUCACCAUGUAAGCAACUCCUGUUAAAACUGACACCAGUAGAACAAAAAAAACAGUCUUUGAGAGUUGCGUAUAUGGAUUAAUGGCAGUAUUAGUCCUUCUCUGUUAAGCGAAUCAGCUUUUGAUAUCCUGUUGACAAAACACCUUGGUGCUAGCAUGCCCUGGUUAGGUCAAAAAUACGAUAAAAGGGAAAGGGGUUGCUAUGGCAUUCUCUAAGCAAGAGGCCUCUUUGUAUCAGGGUCUGUUUUUCUCCAGGGCAUAACUGUGUUUAUCAGCUAAUGUGUCUUCUCAGCUAACAAGGAAAGGGGUUUUUUUAUGUAUUCAAAAAGAAACCUUUUUUUUUUUUUUUUUUUUUUUUUUUUUUUUUUUACCUCAUUUAGGACAUUAAAAUUGUAAGGAGUGUUUCCAAAGACACAUUUUGCUCUCUUUACUGGUGCUAGAACACUAGGGAGUCUGAUGUUUACUCUGCAAUGUAACAGCACUGAGGUUGGAAUUUAAAGAACUCCCUGGAGCAACAUUGAAUUGUAUUGUUAAAGGGAACAAAACACAGAAUGUAUUUGGAUUUACAAACUAAGCAACACUUCAGACUAAGACCUAAAAGUGAAACCUAAUUCAGAGAAAAAUAAUUGGUUUCCACAGCACAGUUCAUUGCUGCUGCUACACUGUAGCCAUCUAUAUAAUCUAAGCUAAAUAGUGUUAUAUUCCUAAAUAGCGACAAUAGGACUAUUUGUAUAGGCUAUAAAAAUGACAGGCCUAGAAUCAAAUAGUAGAAUACUAAAUAUGCAGAUCAGUCUGGUGCCAGUACUUCCACUGAGCAAUGCUACCAGCUAAAGAAGAUCAAAACUGAAAGAAAAAUCUCCAGAUUAACCCUCAAGGUAUAUACACCCCAAAAUAGUCCAUUUCAUUAGGAACUUUAUAAUGGAGUGAAUGUCACAUAGAUAUCCUUAAUAAUACAGACUGAAAUUACCUUUGUAUUAUUGUGAUUAGUUGCUUAUUAUUUUAUACUCAGUAUUAAUGUGGUACACUGUUACUUUAUUAUUAUUAUUUUUUGCUUUUGUAAAUUAUAUUCUAAUUUAUUGUCAUGUUUCUUAACACUUGUUCUACGUGCAUUCUCCUGCUUGUAAUGAAAACAAAAAUAUUGUAACACUUGAUGCAGUGAAAUUCCACACCAGGCACAGAUUUGUUUUAACAUAGAUAAUUUAGUGAAAUAAAACUGCAGCUUUUAAGAAUGA